AUGGCAGAUGAUGUUUUAGAUAAUGAAAAAAAGCUUAUUCAAUUAAAGGCUAAGCUAAUGAAACUAAAAAGCAAGAAAGAAGAGUUAGAAGAACAAAUGACCUAAAAAGAAUUAAGAAAUAAUUAUUUAGAAAAAGAAUUGAGUCAGAAGAAUAAAGACUUUGAACUAUUAGGAAAAUAUGUUACAAGUGGUUAUCAUGAUGAUGAAUAUUAAGAGAAAAAGGCACCAGCUUAAUAAGUGACAAAAUUGUUGGAAAAAUCAGUUUUAGAGAAAUUUAGCUACCAUACUGAUAAAUAUUUUAGAUAUAUUGAGGAUUGCAUAAAUUAGGAACAAGAUUAAGGUGAUAUAAAGGAUGAUGAUAAUUAAUAUCAAGCUCCACCUCCGACUUGUGCAAUAUAAGUAAAAUGUUUGAAAACUUGUUUACCAAAAGACAAAUAAGAAAUAGGAGUUCCAGGAGAUGAUCCAGAUUAUGUAACCUAGACAUUUAGGUAUACAAAAUUAGAAACUUUUGAAAGUUUAAAAUAAGCCGCUCUUCGUUAUUGGGGAUUGGUGGAAACAAAAGUUGUAAAUAACUACAUUGAAAAUAAUCAAAAAUCAAAUGUUUUGUAAAGUGAAAUAUAAUAAGAAGGAGGAGAAUAAUCGAAAGUCAGUGAAGGUAAUGGGUAAGUUGCAAUAUCAGGAUUAAACAAUUCGUAAUCAAGUAGAUAGUCUGAAAAUGAUGUAAAAAGAAUAGCUAACAGAUAUGAAAUAGUGACUGAUGAUUUAGAACCAGUUUAAAAUACAAAUUUAAUUGAAAGAUUCUUAAAUGAAUAGUGUGCUAAUCCUAAUAAGAAUACCUUAUGUGUUGUUUUGAGAAAGAAAAAAAACAAAUAAUAGCAUAAGAAGGUUGGAGGUAAGAAUCAAAACGAUGGAAAAAGCUAAGGAAUGAGUUAGGUUAAAAGUUAUGGAGUUAGUCAUGGUGGUUAAAGCUCUUAAAUAGGUACACAAACAAACUAAUAAUCAAAUUAAUAAUCUAAGGUAGCAGGCGAAGAUUAAUCAAAUACAUAAUAGUAUAAUUAAUUAGAAGAAGAUGAUGAUGAUGAUGAUGAUGAAAAUGAUCCUGAUCAAGAUGAAGAAAAAAGAAGAUUAAAAAUUAAAUUAUAUAAGAAAUUUGCAACAUUUUUUAAAAGGUUUCCUUUAUUAAGAAAGAUGUUCAUGAUUGACAAAAAAGAUAUUGAAUCCAGAGGAGUUAUGAUAGAUAAAGAAAUUAAAUAAGAUAAAAAAGGAAUGACUUGUGAUGAUAAUAACUUUUGCGUUAUUUUAAUAUUAACAGCAUUGUUUGUCUUAAAUUAUUUAGCACUUUAUUAUUUGGAAGAUGGUCCUUAUGCUUAGACUAAUUAUAGAAGACUAUAAUCUUUACUAAAAAUAGGGAGCAUUGGAGAAACAGGUUCAUAUAGGGACAUAUCUAAAAUUGAGGAUAUUUAUAAUUACUACUGCAAUAUAUCUGGAAUUCCUUAUUAAUUAAUGGUCCCAGAGUCUAAUUUUAGACAAUCUUUUGAUAUUAUUGGAGCUAUUAGAAUCAGGUAAAUAAGAACUAAACCAGCAGAUUGUCCUUACCCUAAAAGGAAUGAUAGGAAAAGUUAAAUUUCUUGUGUUUAUACUGAAGUAACAACUUCAUCAAGAUAAACUGAUCAAAUAGGAGAUGGUUCUAAACCGUGGAUGUAAUAUUAAGCUACAAGUCAAUUAGGAAUUAGUAGAGUUUCUAAAGGGACUUUUGAUGAUUAUGAUUCAUCUGGAUAUAUCUUAGAUUUAAGAAAAGAAGAUUAAAAUCUUUUAUAAUAUAAAAAUAAAGUAGUGUAGGAAUUAUUUAAUCAUCCAGAAUAUUUAAUAGAGGGGUUUAAUGCAUAAAUUCUAACCUUUACAGUACGUAGUAAAAAUGAUGGAUCUUUUAUCUUUUUAGAGCUUUUAAUCGAAUAUACAAACAAUGCUUUGAUACCUAAUAUUCCAUUAAUUAUUCCUUUUAACUUAAAUUUAGUUGGAAAAGGAUUAUCAUAACCAUAUUCUGUUAUUGCUUAAAGAUCUUAAAGUAGUCCUGAAAAUCCUGUUGAGUAUGAAGUUGGAAUCAUAAUCUAUUUGAUCACUAUAGCUAAGGUUUUUGUGGGUAUUUUUUUUCUGUUCUUUUAAUUAAUCAAAAUAAAAACAUAUUUAACCGACUCAAAGGUGAAAGGGUUAAAGUAUUUCAUUUCUAUAACUUUUGUUAUGAAUUGCUUAAUUAUAUAUAUAACUUUUAAAAGCUGUGAUCUUAUAUUUUAGUUAGAUAAAAUGAAUUAUGAUGCUAGUGAGUUAUUUUAUAGAGAAGAGUUUAUUGAUUUAGGUGAUUUGGCUGCAUAUCAUUCCUCUGCACUAUUUACAAAUACCAUUGGAUUAUGCUUUACUAUUUUAAGAAUAUUUUUACUAUUUAAUUUUUUAAGAUCAUUUGAAGCAGCUCUAAGUGCUAUAGAACAAUAUUAUUUAAUGAUAUUCGCAAGUUUAUUUAUUUUAGCAUUUGUUCUUGUUGGAUACACAAUGAUAUCCAUGAGCUUAUACGGUUAAUAUAAUGUAGCUUUUAGUACAUUCACCAGAGCAAUUGCUUCUUUGAUAUUGAUAUUAACAGAUUGUUAGGAUCAAUAUGCUUUUUAUCAAUUCGAUAUCACAUUGGGGGCAGUAUUUAUGAUCAUCUUUUAUUUUUUAUUUUAUACAUUCAUGUUCAAUAUUUUGGCAGUCAUGUAUAUUGAUUCAUAUAGGUAAUAAGUUAAUAAAAAUUUAGAAUUAUAAUUGUGGAUUAAGGAGAAUUGGUUCAAGAUAGCUGGACAUCAGAAGAUAUAUUUAAAUUUUUUACUACUUGGAUUCCAGAUAGUUGCAAGAAGAAAUUCAACAAAGCUCUUUAAUAAGUUUAAUAACACACAGAGUGAG
Molecule: messenger RNA, 2931 nt
Organism: Paramecium sonneborni
Lineage: Eukaryota; Ciliophora; Oligohymenophorea; Peniculida; Parameciidae
Source: the annotation of a GenBank genome assembly